This is a messenger RNA of Phyllostomus hastatus (greater spear-nosed bat), 3892 nucleotides long. It is a transcript of the gene CATIP, whose product is annotated as ciliogenesis associated TTC17 interacting protein. The coding region runs from base 1339 to 2634 and encodes 431 amino acids. The transcript has 9 exons. Lineage: Eukaryota; Metazoa; Chordata; Mammalia; Chiroptera; Phyllostomidae. The record is from RefSeq and is a predicted model, not a curated record. Gene Ontology annotation, biological process: actin filament polymerization; cilium organization.
GGGAAGUGAGGAAGCGAUCCCCUUGUUAAGUUACAGAUUUUAUGUCAAGGUUUUUCUUUAUUUAUUUAUUUUUAAUUUGCAAAAGUAUUUUAUUUAUUCAUUGUUAGAGAGAGGAGAAGGGAGGGAGAACGAGAGAAACCUCGGUCAGGCGCCCAGCGGAGGCCCUGGCCUGCAGCCCGGGCGUGCCCCGCCACGAGGAAUCCAGCCGCCGACUCUUAGGUUUGCAGGCCGGCGCUCCGUCCCCCUAGCCACACCGGCCAGGGCUUAUUUGUUUACUUUAAAAUUAUAGUUGACAUACAAUACUAGCUUCAGGUGUACAACAUAGCGAUGAGGUGCUCAUAAACCUGACGAAGUGACCACCACAGUAAAUCUGGUAGCUGUUGUGCGGCUGGAGAUCUAAGUCCGCGGCUAUACCCAGUUACUACGGUAUCAUUGACUCUGUUCCCCAAGCUGUACGUCACCGCCCGUGGCUUAUUUUAUAAUGGGCAGUUUGGGCUUCUUAAUCCUUUCUCUCACCUUUUCCACCCAUCUCCCCCUCUUCCCAAGAUUUUUGUGGGGCCCUGUCAGGCUGAGCUCCGUUUUCAUAGCCACGGACACAGGCUCCAGCUCUUACAAGGCGGGGAUCAGCCUGCGGUUUGAGGGUCCAUCAGGGUUCAGUUUUCAAGCCUCUGUCGUUAAUUUCUACCCAUGUUACGGCCCCACUUGCGUAGCUUCAAUGCAUCAUCUAUCUGCUGCUUUCUUUCUCUGAAUUCGCUCCCACUCUAGAGCCAUACUGCCUUGGGUCGAGUCCCAGCCCUGCCUAUUACUAGCUGUGUGACCUUGGGACGACACUGAACCUCUUGGUGCCUCAGUUUUCUUAGCCAUAAAAUGGAGCAGAAAAAGAACCUGCUCGAAGGGUUUCUCUGAGGGUUGAGCCAAGGUGUGUGAGGCCCUGUGGGUCCCUGACCCAGGGCUAGCUCGGUUUAUGAGUUUGCUGUGACUGUCACUGAUGCACCGUCACCCUUAUGUGUCAGGACCACAAAGUGUAGUGCUAGUCACACAGUGUCUAACUGGGCCCUGUGCAUGUUAGGGCCUGGACUCGGGGCCACAAGUCUAAAGUCAUUCUGAUGACCCAUGUCAUCCCUUUGCCUCUUAAGUAUGUCACAUGCUCCCUCUGCUGGACAAUACCUCAGACUUGGGUGGAGUCCCAGACCCACACGCAGUUCUUGCCUUUUCCUUCAAGGUCUGGGUGUUUAUUAAAGUGGGUUGAUGGCCCUUUAAGAGGUGGUAGCUAGCUCCUAGUUGCCAUGGAGACAGCUGGAUACACACCGGGUUAGCAAGCAGCAGGCAGCAGGCAGCAUGGCCUCUAAAGUUCAGUCCAAAGGUAGGAAGAAGGGUGCUGAGGCUGGACAGGGGAGGGCCAUCUUCUCCCUCACAACCUGCCUGGAGGUAGCCUUGGAGGACUCUGCUCUAGGGACCACUGCCCCGCCCCUGUUCUCUCCGAGGUCUACCACCAUCUCCCCCUCUUUCCCCUCCAUAGGCUCCAGAGCCAAGGAGCAGCAGCAGGCCUCAGCCCCAGAGAGUCUGCCACUCCCAAAGGCCAAUGCUGAAGCCAUUCACUUCCUCUCUUCCCUCGGGGAGGAGGAGCUGCAGAAGCUGUUCUUCUCGGAGACCCUGGCCAUGGUCUCGAACACGGGGGAGCCUCAGGGAGAGCUGACCGUCGAGGUGCAGAGAGGGAAGUUCGAAGGCAGCUUCGGCAGACUGUCUCACUGUCCCCUCGUGCACGCCGCCACCCGUGGCUUCCUGGACAAGACGCUCUGCGGGAACUCCCUCCUGGGCUAUCUUUCGUGGAACUUGGAGACCCUGGAACAACACAGUCAGGAGUUCAUCAAGUUCCACGUCCUCCCCGUGGAAAGGAGGAUGAGUUUGCUGAAGCAGGAGGAUCAGCUGGCCAUGACCAGAAGUGUCAAGGAGGGCGAGGAAGUGAAGACCGAAGUGACAUUUUUCCCCUGGCACUCAACGGCGGGUUUCAUCUCUGAGGCUGCCAACCUGCUGCUGCUGAGGGUGAUGGCCUGGAGGCAGAUGGUGCCCAGUAAAGCCCGCUUCCUGGCCCUGGACACGGAGGGCAAGCUCUGCUCUUCCACUUACGAAGCUCUGGGCUCCCAGACCAUCCAGGUGGACGGUCAGUCGGCGGAAGUGUUCAUCGUGGAGCAGGCUGUGCACUCGGAUGAGGGCAUCCCCAUGUCCUGCCAGUACUACAUGAUGUCCGACGGGCACCUGGCCAAGAGAAUCCAGGUGGGCUCCCCCGGCUGCUGUGUGGUCACCAAGAUGCCCAUCUUGAGGGAGGAGGAUGAGACGGAGCCCCCCCUCGUGUUUGAGAAGAAGCCCCUGCCGUGGGAGGAGGACAUGGCGCUCCACUCGAAGUUCCUGGAACGGAAGGAGCAGCUGCGCCUCAGCCACACCAGGUACCUGCAGCAGCACCCGGACGCCGAAGCGCUCGUCUCCGACUUCCUGCUCUUCCUGCUGCUGCGCCAGCCCGACGACGCGGUCACCUUCGCCGCCGAGUUCUUCGGUCCCUUCGCGGCGCGCUACCCGCGCAUCUCCCCCUUGCGCUCCUCCAACCGGCCCAGCCCCUUCCGCUCGCUGGAGCCCUAGCUCCGCGGGGCCGCCAGCGGCCCCUGGGCUGGAAGCCCGGACUCCCGGCCGCGGCGCGCGCGGGCAGCACGCACCCCGGAGACGCGCUUCAGCGGCUGCGGCUUUGAUGGAAAUCCACGGGGCGCUCCCGCCCGUGCGACCCGACCCGGCACCUUUCGCGGCCAGUCUUGGGUCUUGGAACCAUUAACACCGUUUACCGAGCGAAUUUCAGCCUUUCUUCCUAAAUGGUGUUUUCAUCAUUAUCCUCAUUUUACAGAUGAGAGAUUAGAGGCACAGAGGGGUUAAGUAACUCUUGUCAGAGUUAACGCGCGGGAAGCAGCAUUCAGACCUGGAGGUUAAAUUCCUAAAACCCACACUCCUCUUCAUUAGGUUAGCAGGGGUGGAGGGGCGGGGCUUCUCGGCCUCAGAAACCGCCCGCUGCCUGACCGCCGCCCGAAGAAAAGAGCAGAUGACGUGGGCCGUGGGCGGAGGGGCGGGAAGGGCUGCGGACCGCCACUGGCCUUGCUCGUCUCCUCCGACGCCUCCCAAACACCCGAGGCCAGGCCGGCGCUCUCCCUUCUCCCACACACGCGGGAACCCCGAAACCGCGUGCCCGCGGCCCCCAUUCACCUGCUCCCGGAUAAGAAUGCAUGGACAGGUGGUCAUCUUGCUUCAUGUCAGUCUGCCCAGGGGUUUGUUUCCGUCCAGGGCUGGUGCUGCUCAGUAACACGUAUUAGGCAAGCUCCCCCAAGGCGGCGGACACAGGGGGUGCCCUCCACCAGCUCAUUCAUGGAAGGACUUUUGCAGGGGGAGGGACUCUGAGCAGUUUGCUGUCUAGGGAACAGAACAAGCCAGUUAUCUGCAAGGCGGGGGGGGUGGCGGCUCGUUGGUGACCCAGGAAUCAGGGAAGGAAGGCUUCGUGGAGAACUGUCACCUGAGCCUUAAAGAAAUCUUAGUAUUUUAUCGUCCCCUUCCCCUACUGUGGAAGAAACACGUGUUCGUUAGCCGGGGGACUUCAUUUUAACAGAAGGUGAAAUCGUGCAGUCACUGAUGCUCAGCAACUGAUAACUGCAUACUUACUGCAUUCCUGAAAAGUUUCAAAUGUUAGAAAACUCGCAGAUAAAGCUGGAAUCUCCCUAGAUUCCCGCCCCGAUCUCCUCGUGUUUUGUGACUUGUUUCACAUGUCGCAAAGGCUCUGUUUCAUCGAACAACACAUGCACGUUCUGCAACUCUUUCCCUGUCACUGCACGGCCUUCUAUUUCUGGUGGCUCUACCACCA